Messenger RNA from Hyaena hyaena (striped hyena), 2178 nucleotides. RefSeq names its product actin related protein 8 (gene ACTR8). The transcript is spliced from 14 exons. The record is from RefSeq and is a predicted model, not a curated record. Gene Ontology annotation, biological process: double-strand break repair; regulation of DNA-templated transcription. NCBI's taxonomy places the organism in Eukaryota, Metazoa, Chordata, Mammalia, Carnivora, Hyaenidae. The coding region runs from base 113 to 2161 and encodes 682 amino acids. Gene Ontology annotation, cellular component: Ino80 complex.
UCUUGGUUGCCGGGCACCAGGUUGGCAGGCUGCGCGUGCGCGGCGGCCCAGCCGGCUCCGGCGGGUUCGGCGCGUCCCUGAGGCUAGAGGUCGGUGUUUGUCAGCGGCCGCGAUGACCCAGGCGGAGAAGGGGGACGCGGAGAACGGGAAGGAGAAGGGCGGAGAGAAGGAGAAGGAGCAGCGCGGCGUGAAACGACCCAUCGUGCCCGCGCUGGUGCCGGAGUCGCUGCAGGAGCAAAUCCAGAGCAACUUCAUCGUUGUCAUACACCCCGGUUCAACAACCUUAAGGAUUGGUCGAGCCACAGACACACUUCCUGCUAGCAUUCCUCAUGUAAUUGCACGAAGACACAAACAACAAGGGCAGCCACUAUACAAGGACAACUGGCUCCUAAGGGAAGGACUAAAUAAACCAGAAAGUAAUGAACAAAGACAAAAUGGCCUUAAAAUGGUGGAUCAAGCAAUAUGGUCUAAAAAGAUGUCAAACGGUACAAGACGGAUUCCUGUGUCCCCUGAACAGGCACGUUCCUACAACAAGCAGAUGCGACCUGCAAUUUUAGAUCACUGUUCUGGAAAUAAGUGGACAAACACAUCUCAUCACCCUGAAUUUUUGGUGGGAGAAGAGGCAUUAUAUGUUAAUCCAUUGGACUGUUAUAAUAUUCACUGGCCUAUCAGAAGAGGUCAGUUAAAUAUUCACCCAGGACCUGGGGGCUCCCUUACGGCUGUUUUGGCAGAUAUUGAAGUAAUAUGGUCUCACGCAAUCCAAAAAUACUUGGAAAUUCCACUCAAAGAUUUAAAGUAUUAUAGAUGUAUCUUGCUAAUUCCUGAUAUCUAUAAUAAACAGCAUGUGAAAGAACUAGUGAAUAUGAUCCUCAUGAAGAUGGGUUUUUCAGGGAUUGUGGUCCAUCAGGAGUCUGUGUGUGCCACCUUUGGAAGUGGUUUAAGCAGCACAUGUAUCGUAGAUGUUGGUGACCAGAAGACAAGUGUGUGCUGUGUGGAGGAUGGGGUCUCUCAUCGGAAUACUCGGCUCUGUCUGGCGUAUGGGGGCUCUGAUGUGUCAAGGUGUUUCUACUGGCUGAUGCAGCGAGCCGGGUUCCCUUACCGGGAAUGCCAGCUAACAAAUAAAAUGGAUUGUCUUCUUCUACAGCACCUUAAAGAAACUUUCUGUCAUUUAGAUCAGGACAUCUCUGGGCUUCAGGAUCAUGAGUUUCAGAUUCGACAUCCAGAUUCUCCUGCCCUGCUUUACCAGUUUCGAUUAGGAGAUGAAAAACUCCAGGCUCCAAUGGCUUUGUUUUACCCAGCAACUUUCGGAAUUGUUGGACAGAAGAUGACAACUUUGCAGCACAGAUCCCAGGGUGACCCUGAGGAUCCUCACGAUGAGCAUUACCUGCUAGCCACACAGAGCAAGCAAGAACAGUCUGCAAAAGCUACAGCUGACCGAAAGUCUGCAUCCAAACCCAUUGGAUUUGAAGGGGAUCUUCGUGGCCAGUCAUCUGAUCUUCCAGAAAGACUCCAUGCCCAGGAGGUGGAUUUGGGAUCCUCCCAGGGAGACUGUCUGAUGGCAGGCAAUGAAUCUGAGGAAGCUCUCACAGCACUGAUGUCCAGGAAGACUGCCAUCUCGCUGUUUGAAGGGAAGGCCCUGGGCCUGGAUAAAGCCAUUCUUCACAGCAUAGACUGCUGUUCAUCUGAUGAUACCAAAAAGAAGAUGUACAGUUCCAUCCUGGUGGUGGGAGGUGGUUUGAUGUUUCAUAAAGCUCAAGAAUUUCUGCAGCACAGAAUUCUCAACAAAAUGCCACCCUCAUUCAGGCGAAUUAUCGAGAAUGUGGAUGUGAUCACAAGGCCCAAGUUGGAACAGAGAGAUGUCUGCAGUUCACGGGUCCUGCAUGGAUGUGUCUUUAAUACAGGACAUGGAUCCCCGGCUGAUUGCUUGGAAAGGAGGGGCCGUGCUGGCUUGUUUGGACACGACACAGGAACUGUGGAUCUAUCAGAGAGAAUGGCAGCGCUUUGGUGUCCGCAUGUUACGAGAGCGAGCUGCUUUUGUGUGGUGAAAGUGGGCAGGAAGUCAGUGUUGAAGACCAAAAAUAAGCAUCCUGGUAUAAAGACUCUUAAAGAAUAUAUGUAUUUUAAUUUAUUGACUCAGAUGCUUAAGUUUUGUGGAAAAUAAAUGAAUUUUAACUUUUA